CUAGAGCAUCAAAUAUAUUUGAAAAAGAGGGACUGAUUACUGGAGCACCACUGAGAGAAAGUGGAAAAAUAACCGUGACUCAUACUUCUCGAGUUUUUCCUACGCCCGCUAGAGAAUCCCAGACUCCCCAGGAGGAGGAGUGGCUAAAAAAGCAGGCAGAUGCUAGAAGGUCUAUUCAGUUAUCAUUGGACAAGGAUUUAACUGAAGAGGAGAAAAAUCCACAGUGGUUGCAAGACAAAGGGAAUUCAUUCUUUGCUUCGGGUGACUAUAUGUCUGCAAUCAAUGCGUAUACUCAUGCCAUUCAUCUUGCACCAAAGCUACCAAACUUGUAUUCCAACAGAGCAGCAUGUCAUCUGAAGCUGAGAAACUUUUUCAAAUGUAUUGAAGAUUGCUCAAAG
This is a messenger RNA of Candidula unifasciata, 398 nucleotides long. Lineage: Eukaryota; Metazoa; Mollusca; Gastropoda; Stylommatophora; Geomitridae. The record is from the annotation of a GenBank genome assembly.